CUGACGCACGGCUCUCACUCCCUUGAACCACCUCUGCAGACUGCAUUCCUAUUUAUCGACAGUCUAUUCUUACCGAUACCCCAUAUACACCUAUUAUCACAACCAACAUGCAAUGAUGGCGACCGUCAUGGCUCCGGAGAUGGCAACCCAAUCCGCCAAUCUACGCGCCGAACUGAAAGAAUGGGAGCGAGCUUUUGCGGACGCCAAUGGAGGGAGAAAGGCCGAACGAAGCGAUAUCAAGAAGGUCCCUGAAAUCGCCGCAAAAUACAAAGAAUACUCCCGCCUAAAGGCCCUCGAGACAUCCUCUUCCACCGACAAAAACCCCGUCCAACUAGAAGAACGGCCCAAGAAACGCAAACACACCUCCCCAAACGGCCCCUCAGCUUCUCUCACCACAUCGACCCCCCGCAAAGCCUCCAAAGGCGCCGCGGCAGCAUUCGAAACACCCUCCAAAUCCCGCCCUGUCACAACCUCCCACCCCUCCGAAGUCGAUCCCUACGACUCUCCCUCUGUCCUCCGUCGCCUCUUCAGCCCAAGCACCCAUCAAACACCCCUAAAGACAGCCAUCGGCCCGACCCCACAACGCGACGGCAAGGCCCUAGGCCUCUUCGACCUCCUCUCCGAGUCCGGCGGCAGCACCGCCACUCCCUCCGCAACACGUAUCGCCAGUCUCCGCGACAACGCAGUCCAGACACCCUCAAGACGAAGGAAACAGCUCGACACGAUCGCCGAAGAAGGCGAAGAAGACGAACCUGAAGAAGACGACGACAGUCCGAGAGGCGCACGCACCCCAGCCUCAUCAGGCAAGAAAUGGAUGCUUUCCACCCUCUUCGCAACCCCCACGACAUGGCGCUACGCAAUGAUGGAGAACGAAAACCAAGGCCCCCGGUACCCAGCGUACAUUCGAACGGACAACACAGCAUCAAAACCAACAGAAGCACAACCCGGACCCAACGCCGAAGAAACCCCAUCCUUCCUCCGCCGCGCACCAGCAACCCGCUACAACCCAAACACCCACCCCGGAGACGACGGCGGCCUAAGCCCCAUUGCCGUGCGCAAGAGACCCCAAUUCGUCGGAAAGGGCCUCUCAGCUCUCGUCCAAGGCCUCCGCGACAUGGAAGAAGAGCAAAUGCAAAAUGACAUGGACAUACUUCAUGAAAUCGAGGCCGAACAACUACAACAGCAACAAGCAGGAGGGGAUAUCGCAGAUAGCCAAACCCAACAACAAUACCCACCAACCGAAGAACACCGCCCAUUCAAAAAGAAGGGCCAGAAACGAACUACCCGCAAAGUGCGCAUGAAGCCCGUUACCGCGAAACCGAAAGCAGAGCCCCAGCUACCCGCUUCAGACGAUGAGGAAGAUACCCAGGAGGCGGAUGCGGAUAUAGUCCCCGAAACACAACACCUCAAUAUCCCCGGAACUGAACCGCACGAUAUAGACGACGAAGAGGAACUCAAUUCACUCCAUUCCUAUUCAGGGUCCGAACCGGACUUAGAUCCCGACUAUGACUUCGAUGAAGAUGAAGAGACAUUAUCUAAGCCUCCAGCUAGAAGUAAGAGCUUCUCGGAGAGGAUGAAGGAGGCGAUUGAGGCGGAUAAACCGCAGGGGCGGGCGAAAGAUCAGCAAGUGGAUAAUGAGAAGGAGACGAAAAAGAAGGAGAAGACGAAGGAGAAGACUCAGACUCAGCCGCGUGCUAGGAAAUUUAAUCCGGCGGCGCAUGCUAAUUAUCGGUCUUUGAAGUUGCGGAAUAGAGGGAGUAAGGGGAGGUAUGGGGGCCGGUUUGGGAGGAGGUAGAUAGGUGGUGGAUGAGUAUAGAUAGAGGGGAUGUGAUUGAUAG
This is a messenger RNA of Aspergillus vadensis CBS 113365, 1838 nucleotides long. RefSeq names its product protein sld2 (gene sld2). Lineage: Eukaryota; Fungi; Ascomycota; Eurotiomycetes; Eurotiales; Aspergillaceae. Gene Ontology annotation, cellular component: DNA replication preinitiation complex. The transcript is spliced from 2 exons. The record is from RefSeq and is a predicted model, not a curated record. Bases 113 to 1795 code for a protein of 560 amino acids. Gene Ontology annotation, biological process: mitotic DNA replication preinitiation complex assembly; DNA replication initiation; DNA replication. Gene Ontology annotation, molecular function: DNA replication origin binding; single-stranded DNA binding.